Cynocephalus volans (Philippine flying lemur) is the source of this 470-nucleotide messenger RNA. RefSeq names its product cytochrome c oxidase subunit 6C. Bases 106 to 333 code for a protein of 75 amino acids. NCBI's taxonomy places the organism in Eukaryota, Metazoa, Chordata, Mammalia, Dermoptera, Cynocephalidae. The record is from RefSeq and is a predicted model, not a curated record. The transcript is spliced from 4 exons.
CCGGUCCCUUCUGCGCACUUUUUUUUUGCGCCUGCGCGCGGCUGAAGCGCAGUUCGUUUCUCUUUCAGCCAGGAAGGGCGUUGGUAUUGAGGGACAAUAACUACGAUGGCUUCCGGUGCUUUGACGAAACCUCAGAUGCGUGGCCUUCUGGCCAGGCGUCUGCGAUCUCAUAUUGGUGGAGCAUUCGUUGUAUCCCUGGGGGUUGCAGCUUUCUAUAAGUUUGCUGUGGCUGAACCAAGGAAGAAGGCAUAUGCAGAUUUCUACAGAAAUUAUGAUUCCAUGAAAGAUUUUGAGGAGAUGAGGAAGGCUGGUAUCUUUCAGAGCGCCAAGUGAUUUUUCUAAUUCAAAGAAUUUCUUUGGAUUGAGUUUCAUAGAAGUUUGUCACUGACCUGUGUUCCUGAACUAUGAAAAUGAAUAUGUGGGCUAAGGGAUAGUUUCUCUUAAUAAAUAAACAAUUAACAAAUACUGUG